AUGAAUCUUCAAACUUUAGAAAAUAUCGCUAAAGUUCAUCAAUUUAACAUGUUACAAAUUGAAGUAAAAACUGGACAAAUUAAAAACAAUGAAUUAAAUUCUAAUGAUUUAUAUACAUUAGUUAAUUCUAUGCUUUAUGACUUUGAAGAUGAUAAUUCUCAAGAUAACAUUGAUCAAUUCUUUGUUUCAGAUUCAAUUAAUACUGCAACAGAUAAUUUAGAAUUAGAAAUCAAAACAUUUAUUGAUUUUAAUUCACUAAUUUUUAAAUUAUAUAAUGAUAAUAAUAAUGAUUUGAUUGAAAAUGAGAAUUUUGAAUCUAAUGUAAUAGAAAUUCAUGAAGAUUAUGAUCUAAAAACUAUCAUUUAG
Messenger RNA from Cetraspora pellucida, 366 nucleotides. Lineage: Eukaryota; Fungi; Glomeromycota; Glomeromycetes; Diversisporales; Gigasporaceae. The record is from the annotation of a GenBank genome assembly.